CGGUGAAUUCAAAUCCGGGAUGCGCGAGCUCGGUUGUAAUGCAAUGGAGCUCGAUCGUCAACGGCUACAAUAACAAAACAAACGAGCAGCUGGAGGACUCGUCUUAAAAACUUAGUUUUAAUAAAGGGUCGAAAGAAGAAGCGCGAAAUUUAGGCAAACAUGGAAGAAGGAGAGACCGUGUCGCUGAUGUCCAGAAAAGAGUUGCGUAAACAGAAGUUGAUGGAGUAUUUGGCAGCCAAAGGAAGGCUGAAAUUGCCCAACCCUAAGCCCUACCUCCGUGAUGAUGGUCACCCCACCAGGCCUGUCAAGUCUGCAUCAAAGGUUGUUGAGGGGAAAGAAAACAAAGCUCCAGCGGCCACACUCAAACAUGAAGGCACAAAAGUUCAAACUCUGGCUGCUCAGUCCGCAAAACACGCUGCCAGAAUGUCGUUUGGUGUAAAAGGCAACGUCCUGACUGGACAGAAGAAUGCCACAUGUCCAUCUACAGCCCGCGGCUCAGCGCAACCGGGACUUAUUCGAAACCCAGCGAUCAAAGGUACGGACGCUGUUGUGUCCUCCAGACCCGGCCUGAAUUCGGCCAGCCACCUCAAGAAGCAGCCAAUCGCAGGAACUCAAUGUUUGGGCAGAGCUUCUUCAAAUGUGGCCUCCAACCACAGAUUCAGGAGUAGUUCAAAUGCUGCCUGGUCAGUUCCAAUGAAAACAGCCAGCGUCGGGAUGAGUCUUGGGCACAUUGUCAAGACAAAAACAGGUCUCACCCCUGCAGUGAUUCAGCCAAGACAUACAAUGUCACAUUUUUCACAAGCCUCCAAUACAAAAGCAACCACCAUCACUUCAGUUCCCAAGAGUGAGUGUUUCGGCCCCUCGUCAUCAGAUUUUGCUUCACAGAAAUCUUCCACGGCCCAGGAGAAAACCGCCCGGUCAGCUGUGUCAUCGGCUACAAUGACUGCGAUUAAAGUUCGACAUCAGAACGAGUCCAACUCAAGGUCACUUUUGGUAAAACGCUCUCAGCCGCCUCGUUGGGGUCAGUUAUCAAGCGGACUGAAAUCGGCGGCCAACUCCAAGUGCAAAGUGGCACCUGUGAAGGCCGAGGGGCGGGGGGGAGGGAUGUCAAAUGGUAAUAAAUCAUCUGGAGAGUCCACAGACAGGUUCACAAAGCAGACAGCCGUGGCUGGAGGGGAGACAAAUGUGAAACCACGCAAAGGCCCCACACAGACAUCCUCGGGGCCGGUGGGCAAGGGCAGUUUCAGAGCGACCAGCGGGGCGACGAGGGCGGCCCAGCAGGGAGGGAGAACCAAGACGAGUCAAGUGACACAAAGCGAGAAGGGACACGGUUCAUCAAACCCCCCACCGCCGCCACCACCAGCCGGCAUGAACAAAACAGGCGCCCCAGUGACGUGGCAGAGAGUGUUGCAUCCUGCCAGGUCCGUUGUCCACACAGACCGAACUACGGACGCGAAGAAGCCAAAGGUCCCGGCCGUCAGGGUCGCUCCCCAGACUGAGGUGAAGAAACUCACCGCUGCCCAAGAGGAAAGACUGAAAAGACUGCAGGAAUGGCGGGAAGCCAAGGGGAUCGCCUACAAGCGCCCCCCGAUGCCGGUGAAACCUCAGGUGAGGCGCGCGGUGGCUGUGGCCCAGCCCUUCUGGACCAGCAUGAAGGAGGAAGACGACGCCCACAGCCUCAUCUGUGCCGUCGACAGGUCUCUGGCCGACUGCAUCAAGUUACUUGGCAAGGGCUGCCCUCCAGACCAGGUGAACGAUGUUCUCUCACGGCUGCCGACAGUGUCCCAGAAGUUUGCCAAAUACUGGAUCUGCCGGGUCCGUCUGAUGGAGCGGCAAGGCAGCCUGGACGUCCUGCCCGUGUUUGAAGAGGCUGUCCGUGUUGUGUUGGAGCCUGUAGACGAGCUCCGGUCCGUGGUGUUUGAGAUUCUGAAGAAAAGGGACGAGAUCCAAGACGACCAAACCCCAACAGCUGUGAGUUCUCCUGAGAGCGGCGCCGACCCACUGGUGACGCCCAAACCCAUGAGAGUCCUCAUCGCUGGGGAGAGAGGAGACUCGUCUGUGGUCAAGUAUAAGAUCACCUCGACUCCUGGUGGCCCUCGGGGCCAGCAGAGGGAGCCGGCGCGGGUCAACGGCCAGGAGGUUCGCUUCUUCACCCCGGUCAGACGCUCGGUGCGAAUCGAGCGAGUCUCGCUGCGACUUCCCGUGUCCCUCCAGGACCACGACCUCUGCGUGGCGUCCUACGACGACCUGAUCUCUGAGGAGGACAAAGAGAGCGACGGAGAAAGCGGCCCGCCCGCACACGACACGCCGAUGUACGUCUACAGACAGAACGAGGCCCUCGAGGACAAGGUAUCCGUCAAGCUGGUCUGCGACUAAGGUGUUUAGGACUUGUGUUUGGGGAAAAUAAAAAAUCACUUCGUCAGCAUUUGUCACCGUUCACAUAACAUAAGCACACUUGUUGUCAGAUCUUGUGCUUUUCCAAAAGAUGGUGAGUUUCAUCCUAUUAAAUCACCAACACUGCAUUUUUUUGAGCUGGAAUUCGUAACGUUAUGUGUAUCUCACACUCGCUUUGUGAGACAUUAUCGGGUUGAUUCUUUUAGCUGCCCUGUAUUAUUAUUAUUAUUAUUAUUGCUUGUUGUACAUAUUGAUGUAAAAUAAAUGGCUGUGUUUUGAUACCUA
Molecule: messenger RNA, 2679 nt
Organism: Scophthalmus maximus (turbot)
Lineage: Eukaryota; Metazoa; Chordata; Actinopteri; Pleuronectiformes; Scophthalmidae
Gene: ckap2l
Product: cytoskeleton associated protein 2-like
Exons: 9
Coding region: 160-2376 (738 amino acids)
Cellular component (GO): mitotic spindle; cytosol; centrosome
Source: RefSeq, a predicted model, not a curated record